Pocillopora meandrina is the source of this 17260-nucleotide messenger RNA. The record is from the annotation of a GenBank genome assembly. Lineage: Eukaryota; Metazoa; Cnidaria; Anthozoa; Scleractinia; Pocilloporidae.
AUGACCACGAAGAAGAAAAAACAAGCUUCUAGUCAACAGAGCCAGAAAUCUGGCUCUGGAAGCACAGCACAACCCAAAACUCACGGGCGUUUCAAAAUGAAACCAAAACAAAGAGACCAGAACGCUAAAUAUUCUUCACCGUCGAUUGUUCCAUUUACGAAAUAUGGCAUCGGCUACGCUUCUUUAGUAUUGAUUAUCGGUAUGUAUUUCGUGCUCUUAAGUUUUUGCUAUUUCCUAGGAUCAGCUUUUCUUACACGUGAGUUCAGUGAGGCUUGAGAAUUUCUAAAGUAUCUUCAGUUUUGUGACAUGUAUUCCCAGAUAACCCUGACUUGAAAAUUUCUGAUUCUUUUCUGUAGCUGUGAGUUUUGGAAUAUUUCAAAGGUAAAGUUGUCUUUUUAAAAUGAUUGCAUUUAUAAUAAUCAAUAUCGUCUGGUAGACUAGAAUUGAAAUUUUAAUAUUAAGGAUACCCUGAACAAUAAAAUUGCAAUUAGAACCUUUAACAAUGACUGUAAACAUUUGCGCUCAUCUGGUGGUUUAUUUUUGUUCUUUCAGCUACCACGUGUCUAGAAUGUUUGAAAACGAGCGAUUUUUCUCGCAUUUGUCAGCGUUGGAAAGAGAAUUGUCGUUUAGGACAGAGAUGGUAAGCUCUUUAUCUCUCUAUUGAAGACACCUGCGGGGUUUUCAUGUAGAAGAGAAAGGAACGAAUAAUUGUUAAGUAAUGACGGCCCCACGUUCGAAUAUGAUAUAGUUAAGACUAUCAAGAGCUCAUUGUAAUUUAACUGGUGAAUUCUUCAAGUAAAUAUCUUGUACCUGAAGCAAUGUGUUAAGAUGUAUUGGCAAAUCCAGGGAGUCGCUAAGGGUCUCGAGGUUCUCCCGCUCCCCAUUGGUUAUGAGGAUUUUUACUAUUGUUUGACACCAAAAUUCUUGCAAAAUUACUACUGUAAAGUGUUAAAAUUUCACUUCUUUUGAAAUAUUUUUUAAGGUAAUUUAGGCUAUAGUGAAAAAAAGAACCAUCUUUUCUGAUUUAAAGUUUGGAACACUCCCCACCCUCCCAAUCAAACACAUGGCAAGUUUUGCUAAUUUAUUGGUCAAUAAACACUUUAACACUGGGAGAAGAUGGAGAUUGCAUGAGACUGCCUCAAAGCCAACACCGCGACUGCUAUAUAUAAAUUAACUCAUAAAGCAGUCUUUUACUGAACUCCAAUAAGCAAAUUAUUUUUUGAAAUUUGCAAUUAAAGGCGUAUGAUAUAUUAAGACACUGUUAAGAUUCAUGUAGAGUUUUUCCAUCCUCCAAACCUGUAGAAAAAGAAUAAGCUUACCAAACUAUUAGUUGCUCAGGACCUUUGGAAGAAGCAAAUUAUUUCUCUUAAGUUAUUUUAUUAUAUUGAGUGUAAUCUACCAGUAAAUAUUUUGACAGCUUUUUUAUGAUUUCAUGAUUAUUUGAAAGUAUAACAACAAUGUAUAAUUAAAUGAUAUGUUUUAUCCAAACAGGGCUUGUACUAUUCAUAUUACAAAACUAUUGUGGAAGCUCCAACAUUCCUUGAUGGAGUUUAUUCUGUUAUGAAUUGCAAUGUAACAGAAUAUCCAGACACCAUCAACACUCUGAAAAGGUUUAAUUUAUAUCCAGAGGUAAGUAAAAAGGAAUUUGGUUAAUGACUAAAUGGAUUAGCAGGACUCUUGCUAAAGAGUGAACUCCUUCAACAAUGCAACACUCUAAAGAAAAACUGAUGGUACAUGUAUACCUGCUAACUCUGCUAAUUUGGGUUUACCUUGUUUCUCACAACUUGGAAAAAAAACUCAAGUUUACUUAGCCUUAACUGAUGCAUUAUUGAAAUAAUAAAAUACAGGGUAAGAUUAACUUGGAUCAAACUGAGAGAAGGAAAGAAAAUAUGAAAAUGUGGCCUGCUUUCAACCUAUGGCUUUCUGUAGCUUACCCCUUUAACUCCCAUGAGUGACCAAGACAGAAUUUCUCCUUACAAUAUCAAUGCAAUGUCAAGAACACAAGUGAUGAGAAUAAAGAAAAAUAUCAAGUAGGGGAUUAUAUGUUGAUCCAAUACCAAAUUCUCCAGACUAACAUCACAAUGGCAGAUUGUAAGGAGAAUUACUGACAAGAUCUUGGGGGUUAAAGGGUUAAUGAAUAAAGGAGAUAAGUUUGUAAAGAAACAAUGGUGCUGUGUCAGUGGGAGAAUAUAACAGGGUAAUUAAUUAUUACCAACUGGUAUGAUAACAUAAAUUGGCCACUUUAAAAAGUUUUAUACUAUUUACAGUGGCCAAUUUAUGUUGUAAACUCAGUUGAUAAUACAUAUAAAACAAUUAACCUUUCCAUAGCUUAGUUACUAGUAUUGCCCAACUGUUACCUCCGAAGCACUGGUUUGAAUCUUGUCGAAGCCUGAAUGUUUUUCUGGCUUCUUUUCUGCAAUUGUUUAAAUUACAGCUCACCUGCAGGGAUCAUUGCUUUAUUUAACCCUUUAACUCUCAGAUCAAAUUUGUAAUUCUCCUCACUGUCAACCACACAAUACAAUUCCUAUAAUGUUUGUUUAGAGAAUUUAGUUUUGGAUCAACUAAUUAUCCCCAAAUUGAUCUUUUUCUUUAUUCUUAUCACUUAUCUGGUUGAUAUUGUAUAGAUAUUUUAAGGAGAAAUUCUGUCUCAGUCACUCAUGGGAGUUAAAGGUUAAGUAGGUAUUACAUGUCUCAACUCUUUUGUUGCUCAUUGUUGGUCAAGAAAAGCCUUUGUAUGUAAAAAUAGUUCCUUUUUGCCUACAGGUUGUGUUAGGAUUUGCUUUCCGCAUGUAUGACUGGUUAACCGCAAGUUUUAAUAUCCACACCAAGACAUGCUAUACUGUUAACAGAGGUUACAACCAACCACCUGUACAAAGCUGCGAGGGUAAGAAAUACAAACAAUAUGCUUAUUGAUUUCCCUAAAUGUAAUGUUUUGCUAGUAUUAGUUUUCAGACAAACUCUGCCGAUCAAUUCAAAACUUGCCUUGCUUUACCCUUUGACCCCUAAGAGCGACUUGAUUAAGCAUCUUAUUUCUCCCAACUGUAUCAUUCCUGAAACAAACAUUUAGGUCACAAGAAUAAAGGAAAUGAUCACCAACUGAAGAAGUUUUUGAUUGUUAUACAAAUUCUCCUUGUGAGCACUAAAGGAAAUGUAUCAGGAACAUUAUGGAGACUAUACAUACUGAUAUUAGGGUAUAAAGGGUUAACAGUUUUUCUCCCCUUUUUAUGUGAUUUGUCUGCUUCCAAAGGACUGUAUUGAUAAUAUUCUGUUCAUUGUUGCAUCUGUACAAAGUGGAAUUUCUCAUGGUUUGUAUUUGAUAGCAUAAUUCUGUCUUUUUUCUUUUUAGGUAUGGGGGAGCUGUCAUUUUUCUAUGUCUAUGCCAUCUUCUAUUUAAGUGGACUCAUGAUAUCCAUGUUUUUCUUGCUCUGCUUUUAUCUCAGGUAAAUUUUUUUUUUGUGUGGUCAUGACUAGAUAUGAUUCUCACCAAUGGUCUUAGGUUGUUUUUUGGGGUGUAAUAGAUAUUUGAUCUGCUAAAGAUCAGAUACACAUGCAUUAUUGAUUACGCUUGUUUGGUCAAGAUGGCUGGAUAUUGACCAAUUUCUUUUUUUGUGUGUUUUCAUGGAUGGAAACGAAGUCAAGGCUUAUGCAAAAAAGGAACAAGACAAAUAUCCAGCUAUUUUGACUAACAAACUUGGUCAAUAAAAGAUUCAUUACUUAGCAAAAAAAUUUCACUUUGAUAAGAAUAAAGAAUGACUUUUUUUUUUUUUUUGAGAGCUGGGAAAGAAAGCCGGCCAUGUUCCCAACACAAUAAACCCACAAGAGUCAUUUAAUAUGUUUUCUUGGUUUGUUUUUUUUUUUCUACCACUUUUUAUGAACUUUUUAAUUCCACUCCAUGAAACUCUCAUGGGAUCGAAGCAGGUAUUUCUGAGAGAGCAAGAUGUGCCCAUCUUGCCUGCUUACUAGGUAACCAAUCAAAACACAAGAUUUGCACCAUAUUGCCCACAGGUGCUGUCAGCUAUGUAAAAGAUGAUAUGACUGUUCCAGAACUGUUAGCCUUUUAGUACUUGUUUCUAAGGUCUACAUAUAAUAAUAAAAUUGAACUGAAAACAUGGAACUUAAAUGCAGAUAUUUAAGAUUAAUUAGAGAGCCAGUGACUAACUGCACCUUUAUUUAGAGAACACUGCAGGUCUGUUACAAGUCCUCUAUAUUUUUCUGUUGUAUCCGUUCAUUCAUAUUACCUACUGCUUAUUCACCCUGGCAACAUUCAAGCUUGGAGUUUUUAUGUUUGAGUUCAGUAGAGUCAGCUUUGUUGCAGGGUUACAAUGAAUACAAAUUGCCUGGCCAAAAUGUUUUGGAUUUGCUUUCAAUUACUUUGCUCUGAAAUUGUUUCAAAUAACUCAUGCUGGCCGCUCAAGUAAAAAAACAGAUCACAACUUAGUCACUUAAAUUUACUUGCACAAGGUCUCUUAUUUUUUAUCUUCUGUUUUUAAUUACUUUCACCAUUAAGGUGCAGGACACACAACAGAGUGAGACUCCAAAUUAAGUGAGCCCUUAACCCUUUAACUCCCAAGAUCUCAUUUGUAAUUCUCCUUACUGUCUACUAUACAAUUCUAGUGAUGUUAGUUUAAAGAAUUUAGUAUUGGAUCAACUAAUAAUCCCCUAUUUGAUAUUCUUCUCCUUUCUCAUCACUUGUCUGCUUGAUAUUGUAUCAAUAUUGUAAGGAGAAAUUCUGUCUUGGUCACUCAUGGGACUUAAAGGGUUAAGGGAGGCACUGUGAGAGUAAAGUGUCUUGCCCAAGAACACAACGCAUUGUCCUGGUCAGGCCUCAAACACAGACCUCUUGACAUGGAGUCCAGUGCACUGACAAUUAGGCCACUGCACUUUCCACUUGUUGUAUUCAUGCUGGGUUCUGAGUGAUCCCCCUGAUAUUUUUUUUUUGGUCUCGGUUUGUUAGUCUUUAACUUUCUGUAUAAUAACACUCAAUGGAAAUAUACAUUAUUUUAUUAACUGUCAGAUUUUAAACUUUUGUUUUCUAGUGGUAGUAUUCUUGGUGGACUAAUAGGCACAUUGUCAUACUUGUAUAAUCAUGGCGAGGUAAGUAUGGGAAGGGGACAAUUUUCACACAGAACUUUAAUUGCCAACCAAUCUCAAUUUUUUUUUUUUUACCCCCAUAAUGCUCCAUAUUUAAAGAUAUAACACUCAUAUUCUGUUGGAAAGACUUGCCACUGCCAGUUCAAAUUCAUGGAUGGAUUUGAAUGGGGAUGAAUUUGCAUAGAUGACAAUGAAAUGCUUGUGGGUUGCCCAGCGGGGGGGGGGUCUAAUAUACAAGGAACAGCAUGGCAAUCAGUGGGGAAAAUUACUAAUUGGAUGUUGGGAAGUUAAAGGGUUAAAACUGAGCUCAAACUUUACUAAUUACUUAAGCUAUAUGAAGGUACCUGUUAGAAAUCCUUUGAUGUGAAAUAAUGUGAAUAGGGAUCUACUCAGGAUGAUUAUGGUGCAAAAUAAAGCUAUGCAAAUGCAAUAAGUGUUUGUGGAUGAUCAGAAUUGUUUAAUCUAAGAAAGAGAUGUGUCACUGAUUAAGCUAACUUUUUUUUUUUAGUGCACCAGAGUUAUGUGGACACCACCCCUACGAGAAAGCUUUUCAUAUCCUUUUCUUGUCUUCCAACUUCUGGCUGUUACCUUAACAAUUAAGUAAGUCACCAGUUGUAGAUCUUUUUAUUGUAGACUAAUGAUAAAACACUUGUGGUCCCAUAUGCCACAAGGAGAGGAAGGAACAGUUUACUGGAGUAAUGAUGAUGAUAAAACGACUGAACAACAAAGUGCUACUAGACCUCUCUCAAGUCUGUGAAAAUGAAGCCCUGCUGCAGGGCAAAUGGAAUGAAAUUUAUUCUUUUGAAUUUAUUUAGUAAGACACUUCUUAAUUGUGUUUGCCACCAGUUUGAGUUUGACUUAGUUUAUGUGAGUAAACCCAGAAAUUAUGCAGAUAAUAAGCCCCCUAUACAUGUCAGUAAUAAAAUAUUAUCACAGAAUUUACAUGUCUUUCUUUUUUUAUUUUUUGUUAGGUCACCUAAGGCUGACUGGAGACACCUAUCAUUAGUUGCCAUAACAACAAGCUUAUUCAUGAUUCCAUGGCAGGUAAGGCUAAUCAUUGGGGGUAUGAUCAAUGCUUUCACUCUGAUGAUCUAAAGAUCAGUUCUCAAUAAAUUCCCUGUAAUUCUGGAACUGAUAAUUUGACAUGAAAUCAAAUGAUAUCCCCUAAAUUAUAUUUUUCUCUUUAUGGCCAGUAACAUAAUAAUUUUGUAAGGAUAAAUUAUUUGUGGUCACCAGUGUGAGUGAAAGGUUUGAUGUUUGAUAUAUUUUUAUGAAAUAACUGAUACCCUCAUACAUGUACUCUAGUUAAUGAAAAAUGGGUUUUUAAUGUGAACUUAUUAGUUACCAAUAACACCUGUUGGUAGAUGACAAAUUUUUAGAGGUUUUGCUUCCUUAAAAUUUGAAAAAGAAUUAAACUGUUUUCUUUUGAUCAAAGCAGGACAUGCAUAUCGUUUUAUUUUAUACCUUUUCAUGAAUUGAUUUAAAAUAAUUUUUUCCUCUGUUCUCUUAAACUUAUUUACUAUCUGUUUUGAUUAUUUGAUUAUUGAUAAAGAAAGUUCUCUCUCCUUUUUUUCCAGUUUGCUCAGUUUGCACUGCUAACACAGGUGGGUAAUUGCAGUAGUACACAUAGUAGUGAAAGAUUCUUGUACAUACUUGUGGUAAAAGGUGGUUGAGUCCUAGGUCUUCAUGAUUUUUUGGCUGUCCUUAGGGGUGGAAAACCUUGUGGAGAUGCCCAUAAAAUGUGCACCUUAUUAUGAUCCAAGGCUUACUAGAAAUUUUAUAGCUUUAGCUUCUCACUGGGUUCGACAAACUCAAAGAACUGAUUAUGAAUGACAUUUAAGUGAAGUUUUUUUAUCCAUUUUUUAAUUUUUUGUUUAAAUUGAGCUAGAAGAACAUUGCAGAAAGGAACAAACUUUUUUAGAUUGUACAUACAAUUACUUAUUCAAUAUUAUGACAAGUGUAUUUAAAGGAGAAAACUGUAUUUUGUUGUAGACAUGUGCCUUGUUUGGAUUGUACUUUCUUAAGUUUAUCACUUCCCAUAAACUGUGCAUUGUGUUAUAUGGAUUGCUGGUAUGUAAUUUCUUCAUUUUUGGUACAUCCAUUAGUUUAUCAAUUACUGUGUGUCAGUUUGGUAGUUCGUAGUCUAUCCGUUCUCAAUGAACAACAACAACAAAAAAAAGAUUUAAAUUAGUGUCAAGUUUAGGGACGAAAUUAAUUCAAAACUGUUCCUUAUCUAUUAUAUGCAGGUGGGACAUUUAUUAAAUUUUGUGAUUCAGUUUGGAAACUCCAUGCUUCUGAGGUAUGCAGUUUGGUUUUCGUGUCAGAGGAGUGAUAAACGUAAAACUUCUUCCUACAAUUUUAGUACGUUGUCGCAUAGACAGGUGAUGAGAAAAACGAGAAUUAUCAACAGUAGGGUGCUUUCUUGAUAAAACUACAUAUUCUCACCACUACAGUACAUAGAAAUGUAAACACUAAAGAGGAGAGACUUCCUAAACGUUAGUUUUCAAUUUUAAAGUAGAGUUUCAUCAGGUGACUCAGCUUGGUAGGAUCUUAGUAAAUGUAGACGAGCGAAAAGAAGGGUGCGCGAAAGAUGGCAAACAAGUGGACGCGGAGGUUGUGGCCAUCAACGAGACAGUUGCGUUGCAAUGUUUCUUUACUUCCGCUUGCUUUAUGAGCGACAGUUUUUGCGCGCCCCAAAUGUUCGCUCGUCUCCUCUGGUUGAGAGUCUGACACCGCCUAGAAACGAAUGCCUUUUUAUGGAAUUUCAAUUGUGUUUAAGUGGUCGUUGUAUCAUUUGUUUUUCUUUGAAACUGAUCGAAGCUCUAUUUUUAAACCAUCAGCUCAUUCUUCUUGUCGGCUCUCAUCACAACUUUGGUGAGUAUGUUCAGAACUCAAAAGUGCACUCAACUCAGUGAUUAAAGUGAACCUUCUCUCUUUAUACAAUAAAUGACCGUAAGCUGUUUUUGCCCGGUGUAAUGCCGCCCACAAAUAAGCGCUGCAGGUGGAAGAGAAGCUACAUGUCCUUAUAAAAGCUGCCCAAGAAUGUACGGCGCUUCCAAUCAGAAACAUGUAGCGUUUAUUCGAGGAUAACGAUAAAAGCAAGACAAGUACGGUACUUAUCGGUAAUUUGCAUCAUCUAAAUUUUGCCUAUCACAAGGAAGACAAAUUCCAUUCUAUCCCGGCGAAAAAGCGAGACUUUGGAACCUUAGACGUGCUUCUGUUGUAGAUAAUAGUUAGAAAUGAUCUCUAAUAUUCGGUGUUCAAGAAAUUUGAUUCUGAAGUACACGCCCUCGAUUUGAAUAAAACCUGUUCGUGGAUAAACGCUGCAUCCGAAACGCUUAAUUGUCAUAAACGCUAUCAAUCGCUGUUAAAUCGAGUAAAGACGAUAAUGAUUAUGGGAGAUAAGGUGUCACCCGCUCUCAGACUGAGUAUAAGUAGAUACCGUCGAACUUUCAUGGAAACUUCACAUUUUUCUGAGGGAGGGGUGGAGGGGGGGGGAGAGGAGCGACUUGCGAUGGAGUAUCAUGUCUUGUGGAUGUAGAAUUUACUCCUUUGUGCUUUAGUAGGCUGUUAUAGACUCGCAAUAUGUACCCUACAAAGUGUGUUCUUCGUUUUUAUUUAUUGAUGGACAGUUACACAGUAAUUUUUGUUUCAUUUUGUUCUGUUUAAUUUUUAUUACAACACAGAUCAUUGCCAAUCUUGAGCCGUUUAUUUACCAACUGCCCCAUCAGCUUGUUAUAUGGGUAGGUGAAAAAAAAAAAGUGUGAUCUGUGAUUGAACUUCUAAGGAACUGUUCUUGAGCGUUAAGGCGAGUUUCAAGCCCUUAUUUAUGAAGUAGACAUGAGGUACACUUGAUACUACCUUCGUAUAGCAUGCCUAGCAGAUGCUAAGGAAAAAACGAGUUACAGCGACUGUACUAAACACGAACAGCGACAGCAAAAAAAAAAUUACACCACAUUAUUCGGCACUCUUAGCUUCUGUAGUUUCUUUACUCUUUUAUCUGUAGGUUUUUACAUGAACAUCACCAUAAUACAGCAGUUUACCAUAAACUUAUUAAAUGAAAAGAGAAACGUGUCUUACAGACAAUCUUAAAAGCAGUUGGAGUUUAUCAUUUUUUGUUGUUGUUGAGAACUGAUUAAUGAUAUGUCACAGGCUGCCCAGGCUGUCAUCUUCCUUACUGGAUCUGUAGGAAUCAAGAUCGCCAUAGCAAAGAUCCUGGGAAUUGCAGAUGAUGUAAGAUAUUUUAGUCUCUUUAAUUUGCGUAUUCCAAAUAAAAUAGCACUGCUCUCUUCAAAUUUCUUAGAUUUAUUAAUAAGUUAAGAAAAAAAAAAUACCUCUCUGUUAGUGAGCACAGCAGCACUCACGCGGGUAAAUAAUUAAGAUGUGAUCCAUCUUUUGAAAUAUCAGAGAUGCGGUGAUACACUCUCUGUUAACAGCGAUUUCUCUUUGGUGAACGACUUUUCGUACUACUGCGGGAGGAUUCCUAAAAUAGAGAACUUUACCCUUUAAACCUUAAGAGUGACUGACUUCUCAGUAAUUUUCUCCUCACAGUAUCACCCUUGAAUCAAAUGUUAAGGUAAUGAGACUAACGGAAUUGAUCGCAAAGUUAAAAAGCGCUCGAUUAUCAAACAAAUUCUCCUUGUCAGCACCCUUGGGAAAUAUGUAGAGAACAUUAAGGAAAUAUGCAUACUGAUGUUGGAGCGUGAAGGGAUAAUACUUAGAUUUCUGUAGUUUCUACCUGUACUUUAUCAUUGUUUUAUUGUUUGUUCGUUUACCUUCAUUCUCAGGCACAUAUCACAAGUAUUUUACGGUCCAAGUUCUCCAGCUUCAGGAAUUUUGACACGGCUUUGUACACGUGUGCACCAGAAUUCGACUUUUUAGAUCCAGAGGUUGGUGAUCUCUUGUUCUUUGUGAGGUGAAGAAUUUUUCAUCUGUGAAAAAUCAGCCAAUUUUCUCAGAUUAGAGAGAAGCUCCUUACAGCAGAUUCAUUAUUUUUGACAUGUGUACUCUUCAUUCACCUUGAUUGUAUUCUUUAACUUCAACAUAACAUAUAUGUAAUCCAGAGUGGACAUAUGAUAGCCGAGACCGUUUGAAUUAGUCUCCGCAACUAUUCAUUUACACCACAAGUCACUCUGCUUUUGCUUUAUUCGCAUUUUGAUUUCGUGUCGUAGAAAAUAUUGCAAUAAGAAUAGAGGAAAACCAAUGUUUAGUCGACCGUCUUAAACCAGACUUUGUUACUUUGAGCUGGGAUUCUCAUUCCUGCUUAUUCCUUCCGAAAAUAGUGAGAAGCGACAAUUCCACUAUCUUUCAAGUGUUCUACUUCAAUAACUUUAUUUGACAUGCGUUUUGGUAUUCUAUGCCAUAAAUUGUUACUAAGAAAUGUUUUAAGAGUUUAAAAAGCGUUGUUAAUGUCGUGGACAAUGGGUAAUCCGUUCAAUGUCACCGAAAAGGAAGACUUCGCGGAUAUCUCAUCGUUUGAGUUUGCCUUUGUAUGUUCCACGGCACGGUAUGGGCGACACGCUCUUGUUGGUUUUUUUCGCACUUUGUGUCAAACACAUUAGCCUAAACACAUUCUCUCAUCAGAAACUCGAUCUUCCAGACGGGUACCAUAGCUUUUUAGGGAGGGCUUUAUCCAAAUCAUCUGUUUCAUUGUUUUUCCAAAUAGAAUCCGACAAAGCUGACCAAGACGUUGCUGUUACCAGCUGCAAUUGUAUCUUUUACAGCUGUUUUACUGAAGGUAAAAAGUCAAAAAAGUUGCACAAUAUUUUAGCAACAAUUUGUAAGAUUAAGUGGUACUGACCACACAAGUUUUCCUUGGGAAGGUUGUUUUUUAAGGGAAACUUGUACGCUGCAUAGAAAUCUUCUCAUUGAUUUAUUAAUUUGCCGAAGCAGAGUUUCCUUGAAAUCCUUCAUAAUCUACUUGACCAGUGUCUUCAAUUCAUUUAAACCAAAAAAGGUUGUCCUUGAGAAAUUCUUCUAUUAAAAAGAGUCUUUCUUUAAAAUCUUACUUGUGAGUGAAAUCCAAUUUUGUGGACAAAUGAUCUUACGAUGCAGCUUUGCUUACGAAGCGUUAUAAAAGCUCAUGAUUUAAAAUGAUGUUUGUAAGGUUUCAUGUCACUAUAUCUAAGUGUUUUUUUUAUCAAUAGGGUCAUUUGUAUAGAGCUGUUUCCAGAAAGGUUGUUGUCAGAAAAAAGGAAAAAAGUGUACAUGACAAUCUCGAAAGCUAAUCAGGGUAUCCGGUAAUCAAUGAUUUUUAAUAAGUCAAAGAAAUAGAUAAAUUCAUCAUCCUUACAAUUACGUUUUCUUCAGAUUUCUCUAAAAUUCUGAGGUCAAGUAGUCGUAACCUAAAAGCUACCCACAAUACCCUUAGGGGUUAUCGCGUGCGCUUUUACACUUUUUUUCCGAAAACCUUUCUUGAAGCAGCUGUAAUUAAUCACAUUCCAAUAACGAUAGAAGUCCAUUAAACUCCGUUUUAGAUUCUGAAGAAUGAGUGGAAUACCUUGAUGGCUACAAAAGACAAGAAAGAAAAUCCUAAAAUGUCAGACCCUGAAUCGGAUGAGGAGGAAACAGACGACUUUAAGUAAGACCUCCUGAAAAGUUUUCUUCGAGACAGAUACCACUAAUGUUAGACCCCAUUCACACCAACACAACAUGUGUAGUUAAACCUGGUUUAACUGAAUUAAAAUCAUAAACAGAGAACUGAAAAACAGAAUUUUUCACGACAAGAUAAUUUGUUUUUAUUAACGGAGUUGAUAAUAAAAAUUGGCCUCCCUAAAGAGUUGCUAAAGCAGACGUUUCGAGCGUUAGCCCUUCGUUAGAGCGAAUGACGAAGGGCUAACGCUCGAAACGUCAAGUUAGAAACUCUGUAGGGAGGCCAAUUUUACAUCAUCAACACCGUUGAUAAAACUGAUCCAAAUUAUCUUGUUAUACUCUCCCACCGAUGCAGCACCAUAGUUUCUUUAGAAACUUGCCUUCUCUAAGAAUUGUUCAUCGGUUUCAAGUUGUCACUAAUUCGAAUUUUCAAUGUACUAAAUUUGAAGUUGACAAACAUCAGUUUAAGCAGCUCCUAUGGAGAAAUGAUUUUGAAACUUGUUUAACAAAACUUUAAAACAUAUUUAAGCGUUGUUUCGGGUAUUAGUUUUGCGGUCAGCUAUAUAAUAACAUACGUUAAAGGAGAGUUUAUUAACUGAAGUUUCAUUUUUUUGUAGGAAGGGAGUGAAUCUUAAACCUCACGCGGAGGUAAGGAUAGAAACUGGUGCGCCUCGCUGUGUUAUUUCUAAACAUAUCAUUUCCAAGAUGUCCUUACCGUCUUCCAUACAUUUUUUUCAAUUUUAACUCUAAGAAUUUACUGCUGAAUCAACUAAUAAUCCCUUUGUUAAUAUUUCUCUUUAUUCUCGUCACUUGUCUGCUCGGUAUCUGAUCGACCCCAGGGGUUUUCAUUUGCGCCCCCCCACUGCCCCCUCUCUUAUUGCCAAUAGAAAAUCCUAACUAAGUAUCCUCCCUCCUUUUCUCUUAGCAUCUCUAUCACGUGCUGCAGUCGCUGGCAUUCGUUGCCAUGGCGAUCAUCAUUAUGCGGCUGAAGUUGUUUGGUACCCCAGCUCUGUGUGUCAUGGCGUCCCUUCUGGCCUCUAGACAGGUAAUUCAAAUUUAUAUCCACUGGUAUUUUUCUUAUUUAAUCAUUUUAAACAAGGGAACGUUACAAGAACGAUGAAAAUGUAUUUCCUCCUGACCUUGUUAAGGAUGAUAGUUCAAUAACGCGUGUUCCAUACUCUUUCCAUCGUAUUUGCGUGAAAUGUGGGUUUAAUGUCAGCUUUUUGCAAGAAGAUUAAGACAUUUAAUUGCAAAAUAAAUCAACGAAGAUCAUCAUGGUUUUCCCUCUGUUUUGACUGUCUUCAACACUUGUUUUGCGAUGCCAUUGGUUUAAAAACUGUCAAAGUAUAUCUUUUGUAACCGAGGGGUUGUCCCAAAGGUUACGACGAAGGUAUUUAAACUGGCGAUAAUAACUAACACAGGGAAUUUUUAUUUCUCUGAGAGAGAAUGAAGGCAAUAUCAGCCCAUAUUGCGCACUUUUGUUGCCAAUCGGAAUCCACGACUCGCUUCAUUUUGCCUUAUAGCGCAGCCAGCCGUUUGAUAAACACCUUUACUAUGCGUGAUUUUGAAUAAGAGAGGAGCGCGCGUUAAAAUAAGUCAAAGCAAUUUAUGUUCUGUCGAAAAGAUGUACAGCGUCGAGUUUGUCUUCCUUUUUUUCAGUUGUUUGGUUUUAUUUGCGACAAGCGAAAGCACCAAGCAGCCGUGGUGGUCCUGAUUGCUGCCAUGUCUGUUCAAGGAAUCAUGAACCUACAAACUCAGUUUGUGAGUAUUUAUUAUUAUCACUAUUUCAUGUAUGUGAUAAACCUAUGAAAGUAUUUUCGUAAACUUCUGCAAUAAGCGUUUGGAUGCGAUGUCGUUUCUGUGCGUUUCUUUCUCCAAACUGUUCCCUAUGUACUUCUUAAGGUGCUAACAAGAAGAAUUUGUGUAAAAAAUCAAUGGCUUCUUUAGAUGGCGAUCAUUUGCUUCAUUCUCUUGACCUUAAUGUUUGAUUCAGUGUUGAUACUGUGAGGAGAAGUUAGAUGUUAAUCACCCUCAGGCGUAAAAGGGUUAACAGACUCUACCACUUAAUCAGUGAUAGAUAGAAAGAUAAAUGGAUAGGUUAUUGAAUUAUUCAAAUUUACAAAAGGUUAAAGUUAUAUACUCAUUUAUAAAAUGAUAAGUUAAUGUGAUUUAAAAUUUAACAUGAUGAUUAAAAAAAACUACGCGCAAAAGUUCUACCGAUUGAACAUGAAUGAAUGUGUUCGUGUAACGAUUAGUGCGCAUGUUUGGCUGGUUUCUAAAUUGUAUCUGCUAAUGUUAUUGGCUGGUGGCAGAUGAUCAGUAGACUUUAUGCCUAUUAUUAAAUACGAAUGAGAUAACACUGUUCCUCGCGCCUGUCUUUCAAAGAUCUGAUGUUAUGCAAUGCUAGAUCACGCCAAAGAAGUUCAGCAUUUCUUUUGAUAUCGUUGCAGUUGGAAGAAGUCGGUAAAAAAUUGUUGAUGUUUCCUUAUUUUAACUCAGGCGACACAGGGAGAGUACAACAACCCAGAACAAGAGGCACUGGUAAGUAAAGACCUCUACUCACUCAGUUACUAGGAAAUGAUUCCAUCAUCAACUAUAAGAAUUGAGUGCGUAGACAUUAAGAAAGACUAACAAAACCGUAUAAAAAUAACUGAUCUCGACUCCUUUUAAUAGUACUCUGACAUUUUUUUUCUCUGAGUAUGCCUUUGUUAUUCAACGAAUAACAUCAUCUUUCACUUAACUAACUACGUUUCACAUUUACCAUUUUCAUCAACGACAUCAUCGCGCAAAAGCAUGACAUUCGACAUUUCUAUCCUAGCAGUAAGGAGGAAGUUUGUCAGCAUGGACAUAUUUAAACGACUUAGCCUGCCACAAGCCUUGUGACGUUCUACCACCGCGCUAUAGGAGACGGUCUCCUAUAGCGCAGUGGUAGAACGUCUGAAGUACCACUUGGAAGGUCGUAGGUUCGACUCCCGUCAAGAGCCCUCGGAAUUUUUUUUUCUCCGAGUAUGCCUGAGUCAUUCAGUGAAUUACAUCUAAAACCAAAUCGUUGCAUUUGAACGCCAAUUUUGUUUUAGCAUUAAAAGAUGAAAAACCAAACAAAUCAACGUGCUUAAAGAGGAGAAGCAGUAGCUGUAAUCUGCACUUAAAAUUUUUCUACAUAAUCGAUUGCGCUGUUUUUGAUGCUGGUGAGUUUGUACAUCUUGAAUUAUAUCAUUACAGGUUGAGUGGAUCAACACCGAGACACCCAAAAGUAAGUAACAAAUACAUGUAAAAUGAGUCUGAUUAACUGUGUGAUUUCUGUUUUGUGUUUGUUUGUUUAGCCAGGGACUGGGGCGGGAGAGCGGGAAUACAUUUCGGUAGAACGUCUGUAUCAGUUUUUGUGAAUGAUACAGUACUUCAAUACCUGUUGGUACGACCUUUCUUCCUUAGGGAGUGCAAUACAAAGGCCAUUUUUCGAUGCCCCUUUUUGACAGAAUUAUAGAUUUAGCUCUACGUGUUUCUUCUGGGAAGUUGACAUGAAGAUAGCGCUACUCUUAACGUAGACAGCUUCACGGAGUGUAGGAACUGCAUUUACUUAUUAACAAUCACCUUAUACAAAAUCUCUGAACUGUUCGCUCGUAAGUGGACAGAUAUUUGCCACCCUUCUGUUCUUCCCGUUCUUGAACGAAAAGGGUUGAACUUACCCUGCUCUUUGGAUAAAACGAGUUUUUUUUUGUUCGUGUAUGAAGUAGUCAUGCAGUGUCGCGGAAUUCUUGAGCGCCGAAUAUUGCAGACGAAAUUUUACAAUAACUCCAAUCUUUAAAGUUUUCAAGAGACGAUGCAGAGCAACUCGAACGCGAGCACUCGUCAUCCAUUUACACCGGCAAGAACCUAUUCUUUCAGUGUGGCCGGACCCAAAUUCAUGGAAAUUUCCCUAUGUGACCAUGCUAUUUGUUUCUUCACGUAGCUGCUGUUUUUGCUGGUGCCAUGCCAACCAUGGCAACCGUCAAAUUGUGCACCGGACGAGCCAUUGUUAACCAUCCUCACUAUGAAGACGUUGGCAUUAGGUAACCUACUCUAACCUUAAAUAACGAUUUCAAUCUCCCAAGUGGCCUAAGUCUCUAUGUUGAACUUUGGCGAGUUUACGUGUCCAUAUGAUUCAUAUGUAGAGUAUCGGAGCGCGGAAUCCGAGGGUCUGGGGUCCAGUUCCCCCUAGGGGACAGAUACUUUUCCUUCGUCCCAGGCUCGUGUCAAGACCAAUGACAUCUUCCCCUAUAUCAUGACCAAGCUCGAAAUCGAACUUCUUUCUUGUUCAAAGCGUAAACCAGUUUUUACCCUGUAACUCCCAAAAAAAUCAUUUCUCCUUACAUUAUCGAUACAAUAUCAAGCAGACAAGUUAUGAGAAUAUAGAAAACUAUCAGUUAGGGGAUUACUGGUUGAUCUAAUUAAUACCAAACUCUUUGAACUAACUUCUUAAAAAUUUUUUGGCAAACACUAAGUACUUAUGAGAUCUUGGGACUGAUGGGGUUUACAAAGUGUUGUAUUCUACAGCAAGGCACUUUAUUUUCACAGUUCCUUUACCCUACUAGGAUUCUCGAUAGGAUCCGGUAAACUUUUGGGUAAACCAGAUGAACUACCAUGGAUUGCCUGCAAUCGAGUGGCAUCCCAUUCAGGGUGGGGGGGAGGGGGGGGGUUAGGGUUAGGAUUAAAGUGAGAGCAAAAAGAUAUAUUUUGUAAAUUCCACAAAUGUGGCCUCCAAAUCUUUCAAAUUUAACUCACAAUCUUCUUCCGUUCAUUUCUUGUAGAGAGAGAACUCACAAAGUGUAUCAGAUUUUCAGCCGGAAGCCGCCAACUGUAGUUUGGCAAACUCUGAAUUCCAUGAAAGUUACCCAUGUGGUUGUUGACAUUCAGUGGUGCAGAGGAAGACCGAAGUAAAUAUAUUUGUUUCGAAUGCAAUCAAUGCAAUGCCAACUUUCCUUCUAAAAACAAUUUUCAAUGUAGGGAUGAAAGUAAUGCGGGAUUUACUCAACUUUGCUCUGUGAUUGGUCCAGAAACUUGCGCAAUCCUCUCAACCAAUCAGAUACAAAGCUUCAAAGAAUCGUGCCUCGGUCAUUCGCGUUUUUCCGCGCUUCAGGCAGUUUGGACAGUUUGCUUGUUUUCAUUCUGAGUUCUCAUUGGCUAAUGAUAACAUGAACCUUUGUUCUGAUUGGUCGUUGGAAUAACUUGGGUUUUGGUUUUUCAACACUCAAUUCCUGCUCUAAAAUUAAUUAAAAAUUGAUUGAACUAAUGACUUAAUUAACAUUAACAUGUUUUUUUUUCUGCAGAGCUGGCUGUGGUAUGGUCGACAUCUGGGACCUAGAAGACGAAGAAAACAGGUCUCGACCGAGCUGCUGUAGCGUUUUAAUGGACAAUCCAGCGCCUUUUAAAAAGGCUUUCAGCAACGACAAAUAUUACGUAUUUCAGCUCCAUCACAGAUAACACUUUAGAGCAUUCUUUCCCUCAGGGAAAUUUUAUUUUUCAUCUAGAGGUACGCCGUCUAUGGCGGUCGCUUGUUUGAGUUUUAAAAUAAUUAACUAAUUUAUGAAACUGAAGGAGG